GGAAACAUGAACACGAAGCUUAUCUUAGUUGCUACCUUAUUAUUCUUCGCGGUUGCUUUCGCAAUCGAAGAAGAAGCUCCUGAACAAAAUGAAGUCUCGGCUAAAGAAACCGAAAUGCGUGAUGUAGAUGAAGAAGAUCUAAAGGCUCUUCUGGAAAGCGAUAUCGAUGACGAAGUGAAAGCCGAAGUCGUUAAGAAGGCUUGGUGGUGGAGUCGCCGUCGCCGUCAUGUUUACCGUCGUCGCCGAAGCGUAAGCUCUAUAGUCAACAAAAUAAGCAAUUCCUUCAUUAAUUCAUAA
Trichoplax adhaerens is the source of this 297-nucleotide messenger RNA. RefSeq lists its product as uncharacterized. The transcript is spliced from 4 exons. Bases 7 to 297 code for a protein of 96 amino acids. Lineage: Eukaryota; Metazoa; Placozoa; Uniplacotomia; Trichoplacea; Trichoplacidae. Gene Ontology annotation, biological process: defense response. The record is from RefSeq and is a predicted model, not a curated record.